AUGCCGAAGGCUGGAACUUUAAGAUAUCAGGCCCCAGAAAUUAUUGAUGGUGCUAUAUCUUUCACUGGAUGGGCUUUACUGCGUACCGAUAUAUAUUCUUUGGGAUUGGUCUUAUGGGAGUUGCUCACAGCUGCUCUUCUACCUGUCGACCAUGAAAAUGCUUCAGAAGGCGAUUAUGAGACUCACAAUAUUGAUUUUAAGUUGAACGACUCUCCUGAAAACGCGUCCCCAUCGAUUGGUUCAGAUUUAUGUUUGAUGAAUAGUAUCCACCCUGAGUUUGAUCAUCUGGACCCACACAACCCUGUAAAUGUAGAUUAUCGUGCACCAGAACAUAGAAAAAUGAAAAAGCGGCACCACUGGCUACCCUAUGAAAAGGAACUGGGAUCAUUGUGUAAUUCUGCAGCUGCUUUACAACAGCUUGUAUGUCUGGAAAAAUAUCGUCCAGCUGGCCAUCUGUCUUGGUUUAAUUCAACUGUACGUUAUUGA
Molecule: messenger RNA, 486 nt
Organism: Schistosoma guineensis
Lineage: Eukaryota; Metazoa; Platyhelminthes; Trematoda; Strigeidida; Schistosomatidae
Source: the annotation of a GenBank genome assembly